Messenger RNA from Hemibagrus wyckioides, 1819 nucleotides. It is a transcript of the gene nsrp1, whose product is annotated as nuclear speckle splicing regulatory protein 1. The record is from RefSeq and is a predicted model, not a curated record. NCBI's taxonomy places the organism in Eukaryota, Metazoa, Chordata, Actinopteri, Siluriformes, Bagridae. The transcript is spliced from 7 exons. Gene Ontology annotation, biological process: regulation of alternative mRNA splicing, via spliceosome. Bases 47 to 1345 code for a protein of 432 amino acids.
CUGCGCCACUAAUUGUUCAUAUGGCCUAAAAGAGAAACAAAACAAGAUGGCGGCCUCCGGUGGUAAACAGUAUGGGCUCAUUUUGCCCCAGAAGAGUGCUUCAAAAUCUGCCCCUCUCAUACGACCUUCUAUUUUCGCAGACGACUCGGACGAUGAAACGUCUGUUGGGGAGAGCUUGCAGAAGGAGGCGAUCAAAAAGAAGAUGAUGAAGCAGACGCGACUCGAGAUGCAGAAGGCCCUGGAGGAGGACAGCAGCGUUUAUGACUAUGACAACGUGUACGAUGACAUCCAGAAGCAAAGGCUUGAGAGCAAUAAGAAGCUUCUGAGUGGCACAGACAAAAAGCCCAAGUACAUAACCCAGUUAAUGCGUGCCGUAGAAGAAAGGAAGAAGGAGCAAGAACGACGUGAUGACCGAAAGAUCCAGAAGGAGAGAGAGGCAGAGGGGGCACAGUUUGCUGAUAAAGAAGCGUAUGUGACCUCAGCCUACCGGCAGAAGCUCAAAGAGCGCCAGGAAGAGCUUGAGAGAGAGAAAAGAGCAGCAGAGAUUGAGGCUGCUUUGGACGUAAAGAAGCAGAAGGACCUGAGCGGAUUUUACAGACACUUUCUGAAUCAAACAGUCGGUGAAGAGCCUCUUCCUGAUCGCAGCGCAGACAGGCAAGAAAAAUCAAAAUCCCCAGUUAAAUCCUCGCCACCCCGAGCAAACGAGAGUGAGGCAGAAUUGAAUGAGGAACAGAGUCCGUCUAAAGCAGAGUUCAGCAAAAGCAGCACCAACAGCAGUCACUCCAAACGGCAAUACCGCCAGAGGUCUCCUUCGUCCGGCAGUGAAGGUGAAAGGAAGAAGGAGAAGAAACGAGAGAAAGACAAACGCAGUCACAGAGAGAGAGAAAGAGCCCGGUCGAGGGAUAGGGAAAGAGAAGACCGGGACGGCCACCGGAAAGAAAACCGCGACCACACGAGGGAGAAGGACCGACACCGGGAGAGAGACGGAGACAGAGGACGAGAACGAAGGGAUAGAGACAAAGACAGAGAAACAGAAGACAGACACAGCAAGAGGAACAGAGCAGACGGGGAACAGGACAGACCCAGAGAUCGAGAACAUGACAAAAAGGAACGAGAGAAGAAGGUGCAGGGAGACGGGAAAGAGAAAGACAAGGACACGCAGGUUCAACAGAACAAGGAUGAGACACAGGCUGAAAACGGCGCUCAAGCUAAAGCAGCCCAAGAGCCCAACAAAUUUGCGAAACGCAGCAGUGAACAGACUGUGAGCUCGGCCAGAGACAGAUAUCUGGCCCGACAGAUGGCUCGCUCGGCUGUAAAGACCUACGUUGAAAAAGAAGAUGAAUAAUGGCUAUAUGCUCAGCGACAGACUUCGCGGCAGAGAUAUUUGGAUGUUAGUAGCUAAAAAAAUUAAGAUGAACACAUCGAACCACCAUUGCUAAGAUAACGUUUUCAUAAAAUCACAUUUACAUUUUCCAAAUAUAAUCACAUUUGUCUUCACAUUUUUAGGGCUAAUGUAGCUCACAAGACUCUUACACAGAGUACACAAAGUUUUCAAUAAUUACGUAACAGUCUUUAUGAUUGCUGUUAAUGACGCUGACUCAAUUGUCACGUUCAUGGAAAAUAGAGAUUUCAAAUUUAAGUUAAGUCAAAUGAUAUUAUUUGAACACUUAGUUCAUGUGAUUUAUGAGCUCACUUCUAGUUAUGGCAGAAUUCAUCCAAAUUAAUAGAAACCUGGUAUCUGUUUCAUGAUCAUUUACACACUGAAUUGUUCAGUUUUCUAAGUUUAAAUAAAUCAUUCUGCAGCCCUAAACCGUUGCUG